CACUUCCGUUCUCCGGCAGCACAGCCAGCCAAUCAGGAGGCGCAGCGGAGAAUUUCGAACGGAUGGGGAACAAGACGGGAGGGAAGGAUAAACAAGAGCAGCCGUUCUCUCGCCGCCGCCGCCGCCGUCGUUAGGGGCUUGGGUGGACUCGUUCUCGCGCGCUUUUUUUUUUUUGCGCCGGCGCAUUUGAAGCGAAUGCUCAGGGCUCAGAGGACUCCGAAAGAGGGACGCCCGCGACCGCAAAAGGGUGCUUUCUAGGAGCAAUAUGGCUAGAGAAAGGUGCUUGAAAAAAUCAUUUAAAGACAGCCUGGAAGAUAUAAAAGAACGAAUGAAAGAGAAGAGAAAUAAGAAAUGGUCAAAGCUGGGCAAAGCUAACCAAGUCUUAACUACAAAGGGUAAAAUUACAGACAACUCUUUUACACAGCUGAAAAGCUGCCAAGUGAACAAUCGAGCAUUAGCCCUGGCUUUAGAAGAGGAAAAGAGGAAACUGAAGGAAGCACAAGAUAUUAUCCUGCAUUUAAAGAGAGAAUAUCAACACCUGAAGUUUCAGGUGUUUGUCCUGCAACGAAAGCUGGAAGCGCAACAAGGACAAAGACAUGAUGAGACUAAAUUAGUGGCUUUGAAGAAGAUUAUUUUGAAAGUUUUUCAAGAUUUGCGCAAUGCAGGAAACCUUCUUGGUCUGGCAAAUGAUCAGAGUACCACAGAUUUGAGCCAGUCUCCAAAUUUCUCACACCUUGAAGAAUAUGAUUCCAGUAGAUCAAGAAAUCAAGAUUCUCUGACUUUGCUAAGGCAUGUUCUUGCUGCUGAUGGUGUUGAAAAUACACCUCUGCUAGAAACAUCUCAAAGAAAUAUAGGUUGGCCUCCUAGUUCUCAGGAUGAUCAUCUGAACUGUGAGAACAGGUAUCCUUCAUUAAAUGAAACAGAUAGGCAAGUUGGUAGUGGCUUACCAAAAAGCAUAUCUAUCCGUCGUCGCUGUUUAGUGAUCAAAGGCCAGAAUGAGCUGUCUGUGUCUGAUAAUACGGGAGUAAUUCAGCAGAUAAAGGAUCUUUGUGUGCUAGAUAAAACCGGAUCUGAGAAAGAUGUAGAGGAAAGGAAUGAAAAAUAUGAAGAAACCAAUAUUUGUCAAGAGAACAUAUGUGACAUGAACACUGAUCAAACUCUGGAACAUUCGAAUAUGCUGACUGAUUCAAGUACCUUGGCAGCAGUCACAAAGCAAACUGAUUUUAAAAUUGCUGGAGGUUCUAAAACACAAAGAGAGAGAGGUCUGAAGAGAAAACUAGAAAUUAAGAAAAAUGGAAACAAACGGUCCCGGUCAAGAUCCCAAAAAAAGAGAAGCCACAGUGAACAGCACUGUUCAGAAGAAAAAAUAGAUACAUCAGUUGGUUGUAGCGAUGCUUAUGACUUUGUGCGUGAGGAAAGCAUCCAUAUUACACCUUUCCGACAAAACAAAGAAAAUGAAAAUAACACUGCUGACGAAAGUUGCAUACAAGAAACAGAACCUGGUAGUAGUGAAUCAUUCAUUUCAGAAGAAGACUCCGAUGACAGUCUCUACAUACCUUAUACCAGGAAAUCAAAAUCCAAAAACAGCUUGACCUGUAAAACUGAUGUUAGCCCAAAACACACAAGACGGCAACUGAGAAGGACUGAGUGCAAGCAACAUGAUAACUGCACCAAUGAGAGAAACAGGAAUAUUAGCCAAUCAGAGAAGUAUUUUGAUGAGGAAACUGUUGCAAGUACUUGCAAAAUUACAGAACAUAGUAACUGUGAAAAUAUGGAACAAAGUAGCGCAUCUGUCGGUAGAAGAAACAGCAGUCCUGAUGUUGCCAUGAUGGUUGCUGCGCGUGUCCAUUUGGCUCACACCAAAAUGGACAAGGACAAAGAAUGCAACAAGAAUUCUGAAAAUCGCAACCUUAAAAAAGAUGAACCAUCUGUGGUUCUUCCAAAAUGUCGUCUCCAUCUUGGCAAUAUUACCAACCUUGCAUCAUCAUCAUCUAACCAAACUAGAGCUUCUCACCCACCUCUGAAUACUGAAGUAAAAAAUACCUCUUACAGCCGACGCACGUGUACUCUUUUUGUUAGCUACAAGGAACCAAGUAUCAGAAGGAAGCUCAGAAGGGGAGACCCUUUUACAGACACUGGUUUUCUGAGCUCUCCAGUUUUCAAAGCGAAAAGGAGCAGCAAGUGCACAUCUGUUAAAAAGAAACCGCUGUCCAGAUAUAAUGAAGCUUUUGUUGGUUGUCUUUGAAAAUCUUUCAGUGGAGAAUAUCUGUGUUGAACUGUUUCCAUAUUCUUGCAUUAUAAAGGUAACGCUAAAGUUCUUUUGCUUGAUUAUGUUUGUAUACAUAGCUGUUGUAUUUCUGGCUAGAAUUAUGAAUUUAUAAUUAUUCUUUAUUCACACCAUAACACACAAUGACAGUCUGUAUAAGUUCAAAUUCUAUAUUUUAAAAAUCUUGAGCAAUAAUAUAUUGAAUGUGUACCUGUAAUUGUAAUUGCUGUAGUUUUCAGUGACACAUCCAACAUAAAUUGGAAAUCUGCUUAAGGAGAACAUGGAAAUAAACUUGUUCAUUUGAAGUUUGAGUUCUUAGAUGCAGAUCCUUUCAGCUGUAAAGGCUCUGUAAUUGCCAAACUUUUAAAUAAAAUUUUCUAAAUGAUUAUUUUCAAUGAAAUUGAUAAUUAAAUGUUUUUAAACUCUGGAAAAGUUAAUCCUGUUUACUAUAUUGGCUAUACUGUUGUUCUAGCAUCUCUCCACUUGCAGCUGUUCUGAUGGUCCAUGAAGAGAACAGGGCAACUACCUUGUAAUGUUAAGCUGCAGACCAGUGCAUGUUUAUCUGGAAUUAAACUACAGGUUUACAAAUAGGUGGGUGUAGUUCCACUCCACUGGCUCAGCUGAGACACCAGCUGCUUUGGCUCCAUGUCUCAUUGAAAUCUAUGUAUUCCAUGCAGCUCUUUUAAGAAUUAGUGCUUCAGAUUACUGUCACCCCUCCUGCUUUUCAAUUCCUACUCCUUUCAAGUUUUCUCUUUUUGAUGAUAACCCUGAUUGUAUUAUUUUAUUAUUGAUCUGUCAGCUGCUUUCGGAGCUUCUUCUGACUGAAAGUACCAUGGAAAAAGUAACUAAAUGUGAAGACAAGUAGUCCCUGGCAAAUAAUUGAAGAUCAUAGCAUUUUGGCAACAAUGGGUCCUUUUUAGUUGUAAACUGAUGUUUAUCUGCAGGAAAACUAAGGGCCACAAGUUGUUU
Pogona vitticeps (central bearded dragon) is the source of this 3235-nucleotide messenger RNA. RefSeq names its product shugoshin 1 (gene SGO1). Gene Ontology annotation, cellular component: chromosome, centromeric region. The record is from RefSeq and is a predicted model, not a curated record. NCBI's taxonomy places the organism in Eukaryota, Metazoa, Chordata, Lepidosauria, Squamata, Agamidae.